GUCAGGUAAAAUAAAUUUCUCAGGAUUUGGAACAAGUGAGCUCUACAUUUUGUAGGGAUUGAAUCCGAAAUCCAAAUUAAUCGAUUUUGUCCACGAUGGUUGUGAUCUGAGUGCAUUCAUUCUGAUAUAACACAUUCACUUCGUCAACAUGCCCUGGUCAAUGGCUCUGAUUUUAACAGCAGCUCUCUCAGUCGUUACACAAGCCACACAGACUAUUGAAGUGCACAAAAACUUUUGCGAACUCGACCGAAAAAGCGAGUGCCAGAAAGGUCAAUGUCUACGUUACGAUCCCAAGAAGUUCCCCAACUCAAGAUCGAUUGUGACCUUCUUCCCAGGAGGACGACUUGGAAACAAGAUCUCAGCCUAUUUGAAUCUCCUCUGGGUUCAUCUUGACCAUGAUCAAGAUGUCUAUUUCGAGAAGGAAUCCCAUGAAGUUUUGGACCGCUACUUCCAGAAUAUCAACUUUCCCACUCUCGAGGAUGGUUUGUGCGAUUGGAGGACGUUUCCGUUCGAAAAAUAUGAGAGUAACAUAGAAGAUCUCGGAGCUCCUGAAUGGAAAAAAGGCAAAGCCAUUGAGAUAUUCGUGAACAAAAAGAACUUCAUGCGUCACGAAGUUAAGGGUGGAAGAAAGUAUUAUCGCCAAUAUCGCGAAGAAAGCCUUCAUGCCUUGAAGUUUCGACCUCAAUUUCAAAACCAUGCCGAAAAUACCCUCAGGAAAGUGGCAAAGAAAGCUGAUGUGAAGGGGGAAAUCACAUUCGUGGGCGUCCAUAAUCGAAGAACAGAUUAUCUGGAAUUCCGGAAGAAGCGCCUAGGCCUGGAUAAUCUCUAUGAGGAUUACUUUCAAGAUGCUAUGGAAUACUUAAAAGAAGAGUACGACAAUCCGGUGUUUAUCUACGUUUCUGACGACAUGAAAUGGGGACAGAAGAACUUGAAAGAAGAGAAAGACAUUUUUUUCGUUGGUUGUGGAGAUCCGGAUGACGUAGAUUGCAUUGGCAAAGAUUUUGCCGUCCUUUCCAAUUGCAAUCAUACCAUCACCACUCAUGGAACGUUUGGUCAUUGGGCCGCGUUUUUGGCGGGUGGAGAGAUAUACACUGAGUACGGUGCUAUUGUUCCUGAUGCCUAUAACUAAUUUUAUGAAAUAACAUUAUGAAAUGACGAUGGCGA
Messenger RNA from Tigriopus californicus, 1164 nucleotides. RefSeq names its product galactoside alpha-(1,2)-fucosyltransferase 1-like. The record is from RefSeq and is a predicted model, not a curated record. Gene Ontology annotation, biological process: carbohydrate metabolic process. Gene Ontology annotation, molecular function: galactoside 2-alpha-L-fucosyltransferase activity. Bases 149 to 1129 code for a protein of 326 amino acids. NCBI's taxonomy places the organism in Eukaryota, Metazoa, Arthropoda, Copepoda, Harpacticoida, Harpacticidae. Gene Ontology annotation, cellular component: membrane. The transcript has a single exon.